GGUGGUUCAGCUUUUUCUCCAGCAUCCAUUAUUACUAAGAGGAGAGCACAGACCCAAGUAGCAGUCCUGGCUGAAGAUGUGGGAUGUGCUUCCUCCACCAGUGAGGAAAUUGUAGCCUGCCUCCGCCAGUUGCCUGCUCGAGUCCUCAAUGAUGCACAGACUAAGCUCCUAGCUAUAAGCGGCCCGUUCCAGUACUGGGGUCCAGUGGUGGAUGGAAUUUACCUUCGGGAACCUUUAGCUAAAGCCCUGCAGCGCCCUCAACUUCAGAAGGUGGAUCUGCUCAUUGGAAGUGCUCAGCAAGAUGGGCUGAUCAGCAGAGCUAAGGCAGUUAAGAAAUUUGAAGAAAGUCAAGGAAGAACCAACAGUAAAACAGCCUUUUAUCAGGCUCUGCAAAAUUCUCUAGGAGGAGAAGACUCCAACUUGUUAAUUGAAGACGCAGCUGUGUGGUAUUACUCCCUUGAACACUCAACUGAUGAUUAUUCAUCCUUUUCCAGGGCUUUGGAAAAUGCCACCCGUGACCAGUUUAUCACGUGUCCCAUCAUAAACAUGGCCAGUCACUGGGCUGCUGCCUCCAGAGGAAAUGUCUUUGUGUACCAUGUACCUGAGAGCUCCUCACAGAGCAGUUCGGGUCAGGAGUUCUUGCUGGAUGUUCAGUAUGCAUUUGGACUGCCACUCUACCCAAAGUAUGAAGAACAAUUUACUCUGGAAGAAAAGAGCCUUUCCUUGCAAAUUAUGCAGUAUAUUUCCAAUUUUAUAAACUCUGGAAAUCCAAACUACCCUCAUAGUUUCUCGAGGAGAAUGUCAAAGGUGAUGCCUCCCUGGCCCAUGUAUCUGUCAAAUGAUGAUGGCGAUAACUACAAGGAGUUCACUGUUUCCUUGCCAACUCUUAAAGGAUUGAAAAAAGCAGACUGUUCCUUUUGGUCUGAUUAUAUCAGAAGACUGAAAGCAUCCACAGGAAAUGCAAGUAAUGGUGAGCAGUCUGCAGAAAACAGCCCUAGUGAAGCUCCUAGUGAAGGACUCACCUCUCAGGAGAGCCAGCCAGUGGCAGACGAGGUGGCUUACAGCAGAUAGAAAGUCACAGUGCUGUCGGCUGGGUUUGCACAUGAUUGUACAUCCAUGCAACUGUGUCACACCAGAUGAACAAGUUGCUUCCUUUAGUUAACUUUCUGAACAAAUAAAGUAGACUUUUCAAGAAAGUAG
Molecule: messenger RNA, 1200 nt
Organism: Mesitornis unicolor (brown roatelo)
Lineage: Eukaryota; Metazoa; Chordata; Aves; Mesitornithiformes; Mesitornithidae
Product: thyroglobulin-like
Exons: 7
Biological process (GO): thyroid hormone generation
Source: RefSeq, a predicted model, not a curated record